Messenger RNA from Cyanistes caeruleus (blue tit), 4516 nucleotides. The record is from RefSeq and is a predicted model, not a curated record. Lineage: Eukaryota; Metazoa; Chordata; Aves; Passeriformes; Paridae.
GCAGCAAAGGAGGGCAAUUGCGUUGGACAUUGAUCCUUUUUAUUUGUUUUGGCCAGUGAUUUGUUCUGGGAGUUGACUGCGGGAGUGUGGCUGGGAGUCAGUAGGAAGAACCCCUGAGGGCUGUGAUGAGCUGGCUUCCAGCUGAGCACCACCCUGGCGUUGUCCAGUAAAGCCUUCUGUGCCCGGGCACUGCUUGCUGCUUUGGGAGAUGAGCUGAAUCGGAAACUCCCACUGGAAUAGGCAAGUCUGUCCCUUUGGGAGUACCUGCUGUGAUGGGGGAGCUCUUGGCUGAGGGCAGACGGGAGCAGAGGAGUAUCUGGGAGAGAACCUGGAGUUGAGCUUGGGUGGCUGUGUUGAUGCCCUGCUGAUGGCACCGGGCACCCACCCAUUCCCCAGUCCCAGUAUGCCAAGUGGGAAUUAGGCUCAUGAUUAAUUGGCUUACAGAGUGCUGUUACCUCUUGCCCUUGUUCCUGCAGAAUUCAAACCUGAGCUCCCUGCUUUUGUCUGGCCGGGGCAUGAAAUGAUGAGGCUGCAGGUUCCUGCCAGAAGUUCAGUAGAAGGUCAAUGCGAUUUUUUUCCCAGUAAAAAUGUCACUUAAAUCGGCAUUUCUCUAACAGCAUCAUGUGUUUAAUGUCUCUAUGACUUGGCAGAUCCUGUGCAUAUAUUUUCCAGCUCCCAUGGAAGGUGCUUGUGUUGAAGAGGGGGAGUUGCAUAAUAGGUUUUUGAGAAGUGAUUAUUGUUUUACCAGUUCUGAAGAUACCACAAGGUGCAGACUGCCAGGGAAGUGUGUUGUGUCAUCUCUUGACCCUGAUUCGCUGCAAGAGGAUAAAAAAUAAUGUUUGCUAUGAAGCCGUACGCUCCAGCCUUCAUUCUCCUGUGGAGUGCUGUCGGGAUAGCGAGGGCUGCCAAAAUCGUUGUUGUGCCGCCAAUUAUGUUUGAAAGCCAUCUUUAUAUUUUCAAGACUCUGGCCUCAGCCUUGCAUGACCAAGGUCACCAGACAGUGUUUCUCCUCUCUGAGGGCAGAGAGAUUCCUCCAUCUAAUCACUACAGACUUCAGCGCUACCCAGGGAUCUUUAACAGCAGCACCUCGGAUGAUUUCCUCCAGUCCAAGAUGAGGAGUAUCUUCUCGGGGAGGCUGACUGCCCUCGAGCUGUUCGAUAUCCUGGACCACUAUUCCAAGAACUGCGACAUGAUCGUCGGCAACCGAGACCUCAUGCGUGCCCUCAAACAGGAAAAAUUUGACCUGCUCCUGGUAGAUCCCAAUGAGAUGUGUGGAUUUGUUAUAGCCCAUCUUUUGGGGGUUAAAUACGCCGUGUUUUCCACUGGCCUCUGGUAUCCAGCAGAAGUGGGCGCUCCAGCUCCCCUGUCCUACGUUCCAGAAUUUAACUCGCUGCUCACAGAUCACAUGAACCUAUUCGAGAGGAUUAAAAAUACUGUUGUUUAUCUUAUUUCAAGAUUUGGAGUCAGUUUUUUGGUUCUGCCAAAAUACGAAAGGAUAAUGCAGAAACACAAGGUUCUUCCAGAACGUUCCAUGUAUGACUUGGUCCACGGAUCCAGCCUGUGGAUGCUUUGUACUGAUGUAGCGCUGGAGUUCCCAAGACCGACGCUACCCAACGUUGUUUAUGUGGGAGGAAUCCUAACGAAGCCGGCCAGCCCCCUGCCAGAAGACCUCCAGGCGUGGGUGAACGGCGCUCACGAAAACGGCUUUGUCCUCGUCUCCUUCGGCGCUGGGGUCAAGUACCUGUCGGAAGACAUCGCCAAUAAGUUGGCACACGCCCUGGCAAGGCUGCCCCAGAGGGUUAUCUGGAGGUUUUCAGGAAACAGACCGAGGAAUUUAGGCAACAAUACCAAGCUUAUCGAAUGGUUACCACAAAAUGACCUCCUUGGUCACUCUAACAUUAAAGCUUUCCUCAGCCACGGAGGCUUGAACAGCAUUUUCGAAACCAUGUACCACGGGGUCCCAGUGGUGGGCAUUCCCCUCUUUGGAGACCACUACGAUACCAUGACCCGUGUGCAGGCCAAAGGCAUGGGAAUACUGCUCAACUGGAAGACCAUGACUGAGAGCGAGCUGUACGAAGCCCUAGUCAAAGUUAUUAAUGACCCCAGCUACCGGCAGCGGGCGCAGAGGCUGUCUGAGAUCCACAAGGACCAGCCUGGACACCCCGUGAACCGGACUGUGUACUGGAUCAAUUACAUCCUGCGCCACAACGGAGCCCAGCACCUCCGUGCCGCCGUUUACAGCAUCUCCCUCUUUCAGUAUUUCUUACUGGAUAUUGCCUUGGUCCUGCUAGUGGGUGCUGCCUUACUUUACUAUGUUGUGGCCAGGAUGACCAAAUUAAUCUGCAAGCAGAGCAAACAUCUCUGGUGCAAUGACAAACAUAGCGCUGUUAAUGGACACUACCAGAACGGGAUCCCCAAUGGCAAGUAUAGAAGAAACGGCCACAUUAAGCAUGAAAAAAAGGUGAAAUGAGCCAACAGCCCCGUGUAAAGUAGCAAUGAAUCAGAUCAGUAAUCGAAUUUUAUCGCUGUAACUUUAGUCUAACAACUACUUAAAACCUCAGUAAGCAGUUCUAACACUCCCCUUCAGUAUGUAAUAUUAUGUGACAAAAUUCUACGGAACUAAGAGAAGUCUUGAGGAAAAAAAAAGAAAAAAAAAAAAGGCAAGCACAACCUAAAAUGGAAAAUAUUUUAUUCUUAAUACUGAUGCAGAGAGGUUAUUUUGGCACUGAAGUUUUUAGAAGCCUUAAUUCUCUAAAGUUCUAUACAAUGACCGUAUUUAUGAAUUUUCAGCUUUUAAAAGCUCAGUGUGUGUGUCCCAAAUGAGGAGAGGUUUCUUUUUAUUUGCAGAGGUGUUCUCCUUUUAUUUUUUUAUCGUUUUAAUAUCUCCAUCCUUUUAGCUGAGGCAACUCUCUAGUGCUAGUUCUGUGUUUCCUUUGUGGAAGGUUUCAACCCGUUGUGCACAAGAAUUGCUGUUUAAAACACAAAGGAUUUCCCCCAGUCUUUAGGCGAGAAAUAGCAAGUGGUGGACUGAGAACACAGAGGUUAAAAAAAAAAAUUUUAAGAAAAGGAAAUCAUCUCAAUGAGCACUGAAGAAAAAUGGCAAAAAUAUGUAUUUGUUUUACUGAUAAAGCUGCAUGACUCUUCUGCUCGCUACCAGUACUUUGGAGAAAAGGGUUCUGAGCAAGUCCACAGUGUGUCCUAACUUUAACCGAGACAAACUUUGAUUUGUCGCCUUUCUCUGCAUACAGAAUUUAUGCCACGAAAUUACUAGGGAGUCUUAUUUCAGUUCCAAAUACGGCUGUGUGGGAAGUAGGUUUGCAUAAUUAAGCAAAAUAAGUGAAACAACAAAACGAAAGAGCAACAAAAAAGGAAAAGGAAAGAAAAAAAAAAAAAAAAGGGACUUGUAAAAACCUAGCCCUGAGCUUAGUGCAGAAGGUUUUGUAAUUGGCCCAGAGCUGUGCAGACUGGAACCGCUCCUGGGGGUUUGUUCCGAGGGAACAACCCCCACACAGCGCUCCCCCCGCGCUCCCCCCCCAGAGUUGAAUGUCUUUCCUGUUAAUUCUCAUUAAGUUCUUUCUGAAUCGCAAUGUUGUAGAUGUUCUCUUUCAAUGGUUGUAUCUGGAAAAACAGAAAUAUUACCUUCUAUUAGUCUGGGCCACGCAAUCCAUGUUCCGCCUAGUUGCCAAUAGGAAUUCCGCGCCGCGGGCGGUGUCCAGCCGUCCUGCCCGGGGCUGGUGGGGGAUGUGUGUGGGGUGAGGCCUGGCCACCUGGUGAGUGCAGAGGUGGCCCCCUGUCCCCUCCCCCCUGCCCUCCAACCAUCUCCUUCAAUCAUUGUCGCCGACACGGGACGCCGGCGGUGGUGCGCGCUCCCGGGGCGGGAAUGCCGGCCGUGGAAUCGUUGCUUGCCCUGCUGAACCAAAGUUGGCAACUCUGAGUUUUAUUUCCAUGUCAUUCUGUUUACUUGGAAUUUGCACUACACACGUUGUGAGUGUACGCUUUAUUUAUUUGUAGUUGGAGGUGCCGUGGCUGAAAGAGAAAGGAGGGAAGCCCGUUUUUUGCCUUGUGUCGCUCACUAACAUGGGAGGAGUUGGGAUGAUGACGGGAUGCUGAGCUCAUCUUCAUACACAGUGAUGCAAUAUUUCAUCACCAUUCCAUCAGGAGCCUCGGUCCUACAGCAAUAAAUAACAGUGCAGAUACGUUUCUAAUACGCAGGGCGGCUACUCGUGCUGCUCUCUGAAUACUUGAAGAUAAAAAAAAAAAGAAAAUGGUAUUAUAAAUAUAAGCCUCUUUAGCUAUACCUUUUUACAAUCUCGCAGCCCGUGGCAACUACAGGAGCACACAGAGGCGAUGAAUGGUGGGAUGGUGAGAAGACUUCGAGUGUAUGAAUGACUUGGUUUAGAAUGUGGGGGUUUUUUUGGCAUUAAAGAAGGUACAAAAGCACUGACCGGAUGAUUAAGCAUAAUUUAAUCUCCACUGUGAUAAAACUUAAGCAAUAAACAUGGAUUUAAUAGAGAAA